AACGUGGCUUGAGAUCCUACACACAAUACAACCUUCGUUUGACACUACCCAGAUACCGGUUUCCUAUAAACCGAUAGUCAAUACUUUCUUCAGAAUGCCUCCAACCCUCAUACUCAUUCGUCAUGCUCAAGCCCGUCAUAAUGCAACUCAGGACUUUACAAUACCCGAUCCAGAUUUAACUGAGGAAGGUUAUGAACAAUGUGCAGAUCUACGGAAGAAUCUCAUCGAGAACCCGUUAGCUCAACAGGCCGAGCUCAUAGUAGUCUCCCCUUUACGCAGAACUGUUCAAACUGCGUUGCGUAGCCUCGAUUGGCUCAUAGAAAAGGGCGUCAAGGUAGAGGCUGACGCGAGCUGGCAAGAGAAUUCGGCUUCGCUGUGCGACACGGGAAGUCCUGUCGAAAAACUCGUAGAGGAAUUCCCCGCCGUCGACUUCUCCGGCGUUGAUCCGAUAUUCCCAGAUAAGACUUCACCAGCGGCUAGCCAGUAUCAUUUCACCAAGACGGCUAUCUUAGCACGUGCGCAAACCGCUUUGAAACGGCUAUACGAACGCCCGGAGAAGAUUAUCAUUGUCGUUUCUCACUCAGCUUUCUUGAGAGUAGCUGUUUCUGGCUAUUGGUAUUUUAACGCUGACUAUCGUAUCUUCGAUUUUGCGCCUAGGAACGAAGCGAGUGAUUUGUACAAACUCAAGCAACAUGAGUCCACUGAAGUAAAAGGCGGCGGACUUGGUCGAAGCUGGAUUGAUCCCGUUAUUAUGGGCUCGGAAUUACCAGUCGAAGAACCCGAUGCCGACGGAGACGAAAACGGUCGUGGAUAUUAGUAAAGCAUUUUCAACGAUGCAUGCGAGACCCAAGAACGAUACUCAAAUCAUUAGGGCUCUUACUACGGCAAUGCCACUGACUCUUUUUCGUGCUUCUCAUUUCACACUUUAUCAUGAACAUUACGCGGGGGAUCGCAACAAGAAAUCUUCAUGGCGCGCCCCCAUUGUUCUGCUUUUUCUUUACAUAAAUUC
This is a messenger RNA of Hypoxylon trugodes, 1009 nucleotides long. Its product is annotated as phosphoglycerate mutase-like protein. Bases 95 to 817 code for a protein of 240 amino acids. Lineage: Eukaryota; Fungi; Ascomycota; Sordariomycetes; Xylariales; Hypoxylaceae. The transcript is spliced from 3 exons. Gene Ontology annotation, molecular function: phosphatase activity. Gene Ontology annotation, cellular component: cytoplasm. The record is from RefSeq and is a predicted model, not a curated record.